CUUUGCAGCCUUGUCCAAGCAUACAAAAGUUACCCGUCUCUCUCUCUCUCUCUCUCUCUCUCUGUUCUUCUGUCUUCUCCACCUUUUUCAACCUCUCGCAAGUGAUCACAUCAAAACUAACCCAAGCAAGCCGCGGCAGAAUGGGCUCCACCGGAGAAACCCAGAUGACUCCGACCCAAGUCUCUGACGAAGAAGCCAACCUCUUCGCCAUGCAACUAGCCAGCGCUUCAGUCCUUCCCAUGGUACUCAAAUCUGCCAUAGAGCUCGAUCUCUUGGACAUCAUCGCUAAGGCUGGCCCUGGUGCGUAUCUUUCGCCUUCAGAGGUCGCUUCCCAGCUCCCGACUACGAACCCAGAUGCGCCGGUUAUGCUGGACCGCAUCCUGCGUCUCCUCGCCAGCUACUCUGUUCUCACUUACUCUCUUCGCACACUCCCCGACGGCAGGGUUGAGAGGCUGUACGGUGUCGGUCCCGUUUGCAAAUUCUUGACCAAGAAUGAGGAUGGUGUUUCUAUUGCUGCUCUCUGUCUCAUGAAUCAGGAUAAGGUCCUCAUGGAGAGCUGGUACCACUUGAAAGAUGCUGUUCUUGGAGGUGGCAUUCCAUUUAACAAGGCGCAUGGAAUGACCUCAUUCGAAUAUCAUGGGAAAGAUCUUAGAUUCAACAAGGUCUUCAACAAGGGAAUGUCUGAUCACUCUACCAUUACCAUGAAGAAAAUCCUUGAGACCUACAAAGGUUUCGAGGGCCUCACAUCAUUGGUCGAUGUUGGUGGUGGCACAGGAGCUGUCCUUAGUACGAUCGUCUCUAAAUACCCCUCUAUAAGGGGCAUCAAUUUUGAUUUGCCGCAUGUCAUCCAGGAUGCACCAUCUUAUCCCGGUGUAGACCAUGUUGGAGGUGACAUGUUUGUCAGUGUUCCAAAAGGAGACGCCAUUUUCAUGAAGUGGAUAUGUCACGAUUGGAGUGAUGAGCACUGCUUAAAAUUUUUGAAGAACUGCUAUGAAGCUCUUCCAGACAACGGGAAGGUGAUUGUUGCUGAAUGCAUUCUUCCGGUAGCCCCAGACACGAGCCUUGCUGCUAAGGGAGUCAUCCAUAUCGAUGUUAUCAUGUUGGCUCAUAAUCCUGGUGGGAAGGAGAGGACCGAGAGCGAGUUUGAGGCCUUGGCAAAAGGGGCUGGAUUUCAAGGAUUCCGAGUAAUGGGUUGUGCUUUCAAUACCUAUAUCAUGGAAUUCAUUAAAAAGCUUUGAGAACUCGGCUAAACAGGCAGGAUUUCAAGGGUUCCAAGUAAUGGGCUGUGCUUUCAAUAACCAUAGAAUAGAAUUCAUUACAUACCUAUUGUAUUUGGGUUUUGAGGUUCUGACCGUCGUUUUCACUGGUGGCUUUCGGGUGUAUGUUGUUUCUAUUUGGAGACAGAAAGAGAGGUGAAAAAAGAAGGCAGAAUAUUGUGAAAAUUAUAUGUUUCUUGAAUGAAAUAAAAUUGUUUUCAAUUCGGAUUUCUGUAAA
Molecule: messenger RNA, 1494 nt
Organism: Carya illinoinensis
Lineage: Eukaryota; Viridiplantae; Streptophyta; Magnoliopsida; Fagales; Juglandaceae
Product: caffeic acid 3-O-methyltransferase
Exons: 4
Coding region: 141-1238 (365 amino acids)
Biological process (GO): methylation
Molecular function (GO): S-adenosylmethionine-dependent methyltransferase activity; O-methyltransferase activity; protein dimerization activity
Source: RefSeq, a predicted model, not a curated record